This is a messenger RNA of Oenanthe melanoleuca, 816 nucleotides long. Its product is annotated as serine/threonine-protein kinase PAK 1-like. Lineage: Eukaryota; Metazoa; Chordata; Aves; Passeriformes; Muscicapidae. Gene Ontology annotation, molecular function: ATP binding; protein serine/threonine kinase activity. The record is from RefSeq and is a predicted model, not a curated record. Gene Ontology annotation, cellular component: cytoplasm. Gene Ontology annotation, biological process: regulation of actin cytoskeleton organization; regulation of axonogenesis; protein phosphorylation.
AUGAAGGAAAAGGAGAAGAGGCUGGAGGAAGAAAUAAAAAUUAUCAGAGAGAAAUGUGAUCCUCUGCUUCAGGCUGUAGAAAAGCAAGUGGCCAUAAAGAAAAUAAACCUCCAUGGACUGAGGAUGGAGGAACUAAAAGUCAAUGAACUCAUGGUCAUGAGGAAGAAUAGGAGUCCCAACCUGGUCAACUGUUUUGACUGCUACCUUGUGGACUGGCUGGUUAUAGAGUACAUGGAUGGAGGCACUCUGAGGGAUGUCAUCAGCCAGACCUAUCUGUCUGAAGAUGAGAUGGCAGCUGUCAGUCUGCAGUGCCUACAAGGACUGGAUUUUCUUCAUGUAAAUCAUGUGAUCCAUCAAAAUGUGAAAAGCAGCAACAUCCUUCUCAGAACUGAUGGCUCUGUCAAGCUGGCUGAUUUUGACCUAUUUGCUCAACUCACCCCUGAAGAGAGUAGACAGAGCUCAGUGGCUGUCACUUCUGGGUGGAUGGCACCUGAAGUCAUGGCAGGUCAACCAUAUGGCCCCAAAUUGGACAUAUGGUCUCUUGGAAUUGUGGGCAUUGAAAUGGUGGAACAAGAAGUUCCUUACUGGAAUGAAACUUCUGUCUGGGCUCAACUCCUGACAGGCACAGGAGGGACCCCAAAGCUGCGGCAGCCCAACCUCUUCUCACCUCGGCUGCAGGACUUCCUGAGCUGCUGCCUGGAGACAGACGAGGCACAGCGCUGGUCUGCCAAAGAGCUCCUGCAGGUAAAAUGCAAAGGGGCUGCAGCUGAAACAGUGUCCCAGGGAUGGGCUCCUCCUCCACUGAAGUCCAGAUGA